Guyanagaster necrorhizus is the source of this 1671-nucleotide messenger RNA. RefSeq lists its product as uncharacterized. The record is from RefSeq and is a predicted model, not a curated record. The transcript has 11 exons. Lineage: Eukaryota; Fungi; Basidiomycota; Agaricomycetes; Agaricales; Physalacriaceae. Bases 1 to 1671 code for a protein of 556 amino acids.
AUGUUCUCCGUUUUUCUCCUCUUUCUGGCAGCCUUGACAUCAUCUGUGUCACCAACAACGACCUAUCGCUCAUCCCUGGUCGGCCAAACGGUGAGCGGUAUCACAGGAGCGGUCUCCGCCAAGACAUCUUAUGGUUUCUUCUUGAGUGGGAAUCCUGUUAACGAUACUCGUGUCCCCAAUGGAAUCUACGUCUAUGGGUCUGCGGCCGUCAAGCAGGUGAGUGUAGGAGACAGCGUCUCCCUUGGCGGAAAGGUCGCUGAAUAUCGGUCCGAAUCCAACUACCUUUAUUUGACCGAAAUCAGCUCGCCUUCCAGCAUCAAGGUCCUAUCCAGCAACGACACUGUCGACCCUAUCGUCAUCAGAAUAGACCGGGUUCCCCCAACUCAGCACUUAUCGUCAUUGGAUGUCGGUGCCGAUGGGUGGCUUUCAGUUCCCAACAAUCAGAGUCUCCUAUCCAUAUCAAAUCCUUCCCUCCAGCCUGAUGUGUAUGGGAUGGACUUUUGGCAGAGUCUUGACGGACAACUCGUACAGAUCAACAACCCGGUCUCUGUCAAUUUCGAAAAUAGCUACGGAGAAUUCUGGGUGUACGGUAAUUGGAACGUCACUGGAUUGAAUGGACGCGGGGGAUUGACCAUCACAUUUGGUCCUGAUGGUAUCCCAGAUGCUAAUCCCGAAGUUGUGAUUAUCGGAUCGCCAACUGAUGGAACUGAAAAUUCAUCCGUUGCUGUGGGUGUUCAGUUGAGCGACAUCGUAGGUGUAGUGACGUACCAAUAUGGAUUCUACUAUGUUCUUCCUCUUACUGCUCCAACCGUCAUUGCUACACGAGAUUACGACGUACCUCCGUCGUCGAUUUUGUCAGAAACAGAUUCAUGUAUCAUUACCUUUGAAAUCCAAAAUAACAGUGGAGCUGACGAUGAUGGUGUCGUCGAUGCUAAUCUAACCCUCUCAACCUUAGCUUCUGCUAUUGCUGAUGAGAGUGGGCUGACUUAUGAAUUCGUCGACAUCAACCCCGAAGAUGGGCAGGAUGGCGGACAGCCGGGAGGAAACAUUCGGCAAGCUUAUCUGUACAAUGCCGACAAACUUAAACUCGUUUCGGGAAUACCUGUAGGAACCUCACUGGAGAGCCUGGAGGUUUGUGCGGACUCGGUCGGCUUCCCUACCUUGAACUUGAAUCCCGGUCGUAUAGACCCCACGAACGAUGCCUGGAAGGAUUCUCGAAAGCCUCUUGUUGCGGAAUGGGCGACAAGCUCGGGCGCAAAAAUGUACACCAUUAAUGUUCACUUGUCAUCCAAGGGUGGGAGCACUUCUACACAAGGGGAUCCCCGACCACCAGUGAACUCCCCUAUCGAACAGCGGACAAGUCAAGUUGGGGUUACUUUAUCCUUCAUUAAGGCCAUUCUCGAUAUCGACAACUCUGCCAAUAUCGUGAUUGCAGGAGACUUCAAUGAAUACGUCCAGACUCAUAUCGACGAAGUAGCUGGAAUAGCUGACGUUGAGCAAUACACUUAUGUUUACAAUCAGAACAUGCAGCAGCUUGAUCAUAUCUUUAUUUCUAGUGCUAUCGUAAAACGCGGCGUGGAGGCGGAACAUAUGCAUGUUAAUAACUGGUCAUCUUAUGACAGUCGGACCAGUGACCAUGAUCCCACGGUUGGGAAGAUCCGACUGUGCUAA